Panicum hallii is the source of this 615-nucleotide messenger RNA. RefSeq names its product ethylene-responsive transcription factor ERF027-like. Gene Ontology annotation, molecular function: DNA-binding transcription factor activity; DNA binding. The transcript has a single exon. Lineage: Eukaryota; Viridiplantae; Streptophyta; Magnoliopsida; Poales; Poaceae. Gene Ontology annotation, biological process: regulation of DNA-templated transcription. The coding region runs from base 1 to 615 and encodes 204 amino acids. The record is from RefSeq and is a predicted model, not a curated record.
AUGGACCGAAUGGGCAAGAAGCUGCUGAUGCCUUCGGUGACGAGCAGCACCUCGUCGUCGUCGUCGCCGCCGCAGCAGCAGCAGUACCGGGGCGUGCGGAAGCGGAAGUGGGGCAAGUGGGUGUCGGAGAUCCGGCAGCCGGGCACCAAGACGCGCAUCUGGCUGGGCAGCUUCGAGUCGGCGGAGAUGGCGGCGGUGGCGCACGACGUGGCCGCGCUGCGCCUGCGGGGCCGCGACGCGCAGCUCAACUUCCCCGGCUGCGUCGGCUGGCUGCCGCGCCCCGCCAGCGCGCGCCCGGGCGACGUGCGCGCCGCGGCCGCCGAGGCCGCCGACCGGGUGCGCUGCGACCCAGCGCUGCUGCUGCUGCAGCAGCAGGCGGCCGCGGCGCGGUGCCGCCACGACGAGCUCGACGACCUCGUUGGGGCCGCCCCCGGGCCGGGGGCCGAGCUCCUCGGCGGGAGCGACGAGGAGUUCGAGCUGGACCUGGGCUCGCCCAGGCUGUGGGCCGAGAUGGCGGAGGCCAUGCUCCUGGACCCGCCGGGCUGGGCCACGGGCAUCGGCGACGCGGAGGUGGCCCAGUGCUGGUCGCACGGCUCCCUGUGGGACGCCUGCUAG